AUUGAAUAAGAAGUAAAAAAAAAGCUUAUAAUCUCUUCUCCACACACACCCUGUGAACGAGUGCAGUUCCUCACAUAACUCUACUCUUCUAAUGUAAAUCAAUUUCAUUUCCUUUCCAGUACAAAACUCUCUAAUGGCGAUCUCAUCACAAUCCUUCUCACCUUCCUUCAUUUCAACCCCCAACGAUUUAACUCGUCUCCCUUCCACCUUCACUCACUUCCGCAAAACCCAAACCCGAUUCGCAGUUUCUUCCCGUCUCAACUCUUCUAAAUCCUCCGAUGCCGGUGGUUCAAUCUCGCCGGAAAACGGCGGAGAAGUUCCCUAUGAGCUUCACCACGAUCUUUCUCCACAGCGUCGUAGACUCGGAUCGCCGGUAUUUGUGACGCUUCCGGUUAAAUCUGUUGGUUUAGAGGGGAAGAUUUGGAGGCCGAAAGCGAUGAUGCUGUCGUUGAAAGCGCUUGCUGCUGCUGGUGUAGAAGGUGUUGUGGUGGAGAUUUGGUGGGGUGUUGUUGAAAGGAAUCAGCCUAGGGUUUAUGAUUGGCGAGGGUAUCGUGAACUUGUUAUGAUGGCUUGCAUGUGUGGACUUAAAGUUCGCGCCGUUCUUGCGUUUCAUCAACAUGGCACUGAUGGUGAUGAUCCUAAUGGCUAUUUUUUUUCUUGUCAUAAGCCUCAGACUCUAGAAGGUUGUCCCUUCUUGUGUAGGAUACCGCUUCCUCUAUGGGUGCUUGAUGAGAUACAGAAAGAUCCGGAUUUAGCAUUUUCUGACAGGUUUGGAAGAAGAAAUAUUGAAUACAUUUCCCUCGGGUGUGAUAUUCUUCCUGUGCUGCGUGGACGUUCUCCCAUUCAAGCAUAUGCAGAUUUUAUGAGGGAUUUUAGGGACACUUUUAGGCCAUAUCUAGGCUUUAUCAUCACAGGAGUGCAGAUUGGCAUGGGUCCUGGUGGUGAACUAAGAUAUCCUUCAUUGUCUUCCCAAAAGCUAAAUAUGGCCUGGUCUCGUGAACUUGGAGAGUUUCAGUGCUAUGAUAAGUAUAUGCUUGCUUCUCUAAACGCCUCUGCAAGAAAUAUGGGAAAGCGUGAAUGGGGAAAUGGCGGUCCAUUUGGCACUGGAAGUUUGACGAAAAAUCCUGAGCGUUCUGAAUUCUUUAGAAACGAGGGUGGCUCUUGGAACAUGCCAUAUGGUAAAUUUUUCCUUGAAUGGUACUCGGAUAUGUUGCUUCUGCAUGGAGAGAGAAUUUGUAGAGAAGCUGAAACUAUAUUUAGGGGUACAGAAGUCCACAUAUCAGCAAAAUUGGCUGCCAUUCACUGGCACUAUGUCACACAAUCCCAUCCAUCAGAGUUAACAGCCGGCUACUAUAAUACUUUUAACAGGGAUGGAUACUUACCAAUUCUACGCAUCUUUAGUAAAUACGGAUUCUCGAUGUGCUGCUCUUGUUUUGAAAUGCAAGAUGUAGUUAUGAAUAAGAUCAACCCAGAUUGCAGCCCUGAAGGUUUUCUUAGACAACUUUUGCUGGCUGCUAGGCUCUGUGACAUAUCACUUGAAGGUCAAAAUUUUUCAACUGAUUUGGAUGAUGAUGGAUUCACUCAAGUGCUGAAGAUGUCAAAAUUUUACUCAGAUGGGAUUGAGAGACGCCCAUUCUCAUUCAACUUUGUAAGAAUGGACAAAAACAUGUUUGAACCACGAAAUUGGGACCGGUUUACUCGAUUUGUGAGACGAAUGUCUGCUGGAAACAUGUUUCGAGCCAGAUUAAAUUCUGUAGGAAACCUACAAUUGAAAACUACGGUGGCUGCAGAAGUGGGAUUGUUAUACCAGCUAUACCAGUACUCUUGAGUCUUGAAACUAGUUUUUGCUUCUGUUCUAGAAAGCAUAUUUUAGUAAUAUCACCAUCGUUUUAGUGUUGUGAAAUGUGUAGCAUCUGCUGAUUCUUAUUCUUUUAUUGCUUUUGGGCAACUUUUACAUCUUCGCAGAAUCAAUCACUUUACAUGGCCUUCCAGAGUUUUUAUAUGGUUGGCAUGUUAUCCACUUGUACCUAUAUUUGAAAUAGACUGAGAUACACUCUUGGAUCCAGAUAUUGUUGGAAUCUUUAGUUCUUCAAGUUCGCCCCUUUUUUAUUGUCUGUUCUGUGGAGAUGGUGUCUUGACUUUCAGGCCCUGUGUAACUUAGUGAUGGAUAUCUUUAGAGCAGAUUGUAUGUUUGGAUUUCAAAUGAGUGUAAAUUGCCAUCGGUCCAUUUAUAUUCCGUUUUUUGUUUUGUAAGAUUGUUUAAAUAGAGCCUUUGGCAUCUUUACCUUACAGUAUGUUGUAAGUAUGCUAAGAAUUUGAAGAAACUUUCAUAACCAUUUGUCACA
This is a messenger RNA of Medicago truncatula (barrel medic), 2345 nucleotides long. RefSeq names its product beta-amylase 3, chloroplastic. Bases 134 to 1828 code for a protein of 564 amino acids. Gene Ontology annotation, molecular function: beta-amylase activity. The record is from RefSeq and is a predicted model, not a curated record. NCBI's taxonomy places the organism in Eukaryota, Viridiplantae, Streptophyta, Magnoliopsida, Fabales, Fabaceae. Gene Ontology annotation, biological process: polysaccharide catabolic process. The transcript is spliced from 4 exons.